This is a messenger RNA of Nannizzia gypsea CBS 118893, 2193 nucleotides long. RefSeq names its product ATPase 2 nuclear control. The record is from RefSeq and is a predicted model, not a curated record. The coding region runs from base 1 to 2193 and encodes 730 amino acids. The transcript is spliced from 4 exons. Gene Ontology annotation, cellular component: mitochondrial outer membrane. Lineage: Eukaryota; Fungi; Ascomycota; Eurotiomycetes; Onygenales; Arthrodermataceae.
AUGUCGCUCAUUGGCGAUCAUGUCCGCCGUUUGGACUCAUACGUCGACCGGUUACAGCUGCGAGGCCUUGCGGCGGCUGGAGUCGAGACGAGCCAGCGUGAGAUAGCAGCAGCCCAGACGAGCGAGGCCGCCGGAAGAGGCGCAAGGAGGAUACAGAAGAAGCCGGGGAAGACGCAGGAGGAUGUGGGAUCGGUGCACUCGUCGCUCCUUGCGGCUGCCAGAGCUCUGUCUGGCGGACACACGCUGAAGCCCGCCAGGGUGCUGGAGCAUCUGCGCCGUGUCCACCGCCUGCAGCCUGCCAUACAGACAGCCUAUACUGAAGAUAUCGCAGACGAAAGCAUUAUCAGAGAUGGAGGAGACUACGGCGGUGCCGGAGACAGCGCGUACACGGCGAGUUUGCUGUGGUUGGUGGCCUCCAAGGCUACGGUGCAGACGUUUGCCUCUGUCAUGACCUCCAUGGUCGACGAGACCGUCCCCCUAAGCGACGGUAUCUGGUACUGGGACGAGGUGCUUGGGUCUGCCUUCUACUCGGGCCUCUACACCCUCCAGACGGCGCCGGCGCGCUGGGCGAGCUACCUGAUCAGCAUAUAUCGGACCACCCGGCAGACGGGCAGCAAUGGCAGCAGCAGCAGCAGCGCUGCGGAGGACCUUAGUGUGGGCAGCGGACUCCACGAUGGCACCACCCUGAUCGCGCGAUGGCGGACCUUCUACCGGCUCGUCCACCACGGCGUGAGGGCUCGCUCCGUCACCCAUGCCAAAGAGCUCGUCCUCUCCCCCUUCCAGCUGUCCCGGUCCCGGGCUCGAGCCAGCCGCAGUGGCCUGCGCAGGCUGAGGGAGAUGACCGCGUGUGCGGUCGGCCUGCUCAUGGAGGAGGGCCUGCUGUUUGACGUGGCUGACGAGGACGAUGCCAUCACGCCUGUUCUCGCCAGCACUGGUGCUGCUCCUGAUUCUACUUCUUCAUUAAAGAAGCAUGGCAGCCCAGACGAAUGGCGCGUUAUCGUCUCGCGGACCACCUUGCUCAUGCAGACCGUCCUGCAGCACGUCAACAACCUGGACGCCGACCUGACCGGGUUCGAAGACAAUGUCUUUUCCGCCGUCGAAAGCGGGAUACAGGCCAUGGAGGAUUCGCUCAUCAUUGAAGGGACCGGGGCCGGGACAGGACGCUCUCCCAACCCAACCGACCAGGCAUACCAGGUCAUCCAGCAGCUCGUCGACGUGCUCGAGCACCAUCUCCCUCGCCAGCAGGAGCAGUGCCGCCUGCUGGCCCGCAACUAUGCCCGCCCUUCCAGGCUGACGCGCUACUGGCCUGCUGCCUUGGGCCUCCUUCUCUCCUCCAGCACCGUCCUGAAUAUCCUCACCAGCAGACGGGCAGAGAUGGUCACCUGGCUGCGCGAGCUCGGGUCGACCGUGUCCGACUUUUGGACGAACUGGAUAAUCGAGCCCCUGACCAGGCUGGUAGGCACCAUCCGGCAUGACGAGAAGAGCGAAGUCGCCCUCAUGAGCAAGAACAGUCUUGACGCCGACUUCUCCAGCCUCGAGCGCAUGGUCGUCGACUUCGUCCGCACCCGGCCGUCCCAGGACCUCGGGCUCUCUGACCACCCCGAUGCCCUCGACCUCAUCCGCCAGGGGGUACGGCAGGGCGACCUGACGCCCGUCCUACGAGCGUACGAACGAGACCUGCAGCGGCCCUUCAUCGGCGCCAUCCGCGGCGACCUCGUCACUGCCUUGCUCAUCCAGAUCCAGAAAACCAAAGUCGACGUCGAGGUGGCCAUCAGCGGCAUAAACUCCAUUCUCAAGAGCCAAGAGCUUGUUUUUGCCUUCAUCGGACUUACCCCUAGUAUUCUGGUAUCCUACGCAACCGUACAGUGGGCUGCCGGCCUCCUCGGCAGCAGGAGAGGGCUGCGGCAGGGCCAGCGGCGUAGUGAAAUCGUCCGUUCUCUCCGAACCAUCAACCGGAUUCUGAUGAGCUCUCCACCAUCACAAACUGGGGUCCUCUCAUACAAGGAUCACGGCCUCCUGAUAUGCGAGACCGAGACGUUACGGCGGAGAGCCGAGAGAGUCCUACCAGGAGCCAUCUACCAUGAGUUCCACGAGGACCUGAACGACCUACUGAACGUGAGGUCCGGCAUCGCCCACCAGAUGAAGGUGGUCGACCAGAUCCGGUGGACAUACUCUAAGUGGCUCUACUCGUAG